AUGUCAUUGCCCGUUCAGGUUACCAGCUACCCCCUAACUGCAAAUACGGCUAUCACCUUGAUCUUGAUCUCUCUCGCCUGGGCUGUCAUAUAUCCUCUCUACAUCUCCUCAUUGAAACAUGUUCCUGGGCCUAAGCUUGGCGCUAUUACCUCCUUAUACAUUAAUCGCCGAUAUUACAACGAAAGUGCCAUCCUGUACAUAAAGUCACUUCACGACAAGUACGGUCAUAUAAUUCGGGUUGGGCCGAACGAAGUAGUGCUGGAUGAUCCAAAGCAGCUAUCGAUCAUCUACGGUGUGCGAUCCACAUUCACAAAGCCCUCCACUGCGGUCCUGUUCGAGAAUUACGGCUUUCCAAAUGUCUUUUCCUCGGUCACGCGAGAACAGCACAGGGACAGAAGGAAGCAAGUUGCGCAUAUCUACACCAUGAACGCUCAUUUAAACAAUGCUUCUCUCAUGAACUUUAUUCGAAAUCGGCUCGAGAAGCUGUUAGAAAUCAUCGAUCGCGGUAAUGAUCGGGUGACAGACGUAUACACUUUAGCGGGAUAUUUCGCGCUGGACAAUGUGUCUUACAUGGUUUACGGAGAGAGCUUGGACUCGAUGGGGGGCCAGAAUCUGCGGGCUGCCGAUGAUAUACGAAACUUGGCGAUUGCUAGCACUCCAUUCGUUCGCUUUGCUUGGCUGUUCACCAAAGCGUCAAGCCUCUGGCCGUGGAAUCUACUCUUGCCGAAGUUUAUAGCGAAGGCUAUCACAAGCAGAGAUUCGUUGGCAGCCAUCAACCAAGAACUAAUCGCCCGCAUGACUAGCUCUGACAGCCGGGUUGAUCCCAAUAAUACUGUUUUAGGGUACAUGCAAUCCCAGCCAGAAUACGGACAAUCAAUUACUAAGGGUCAUGUUCAGAGCGAAUGUUUUGACCACAUUCUAGCAGGCGCCGAUACUACUGCGGCGUCCAUCGCCUACAGUCUUUAUGUUCUUUCCCUUGCAAAGAAUCAGCAGUAUCAGGAACGACUUCGUCAAGAGGUUUCUCAGCUAUCUUGGCCACUUGACUUCAAGGCAGUGGGUCCUGGAAGCCUCCAGCAACGCGUCACUCCAUUGAAGGAAGCGACACAUGUCAAUGUUCAGGGUAUUGUGUAUAAGCUGGCCCCCGGUACUAUCAUUGGUAUACAGGCGUACUCUUUGCAUCGCAAUCAAGAUGUGUUUGGGGCUGCGCCCGAGGAGUUCAAGCCUGGACGCUGGGAAAUAGCAGACGAAGAACGAUUGAAAGCUAUGAAAAAGGCAUGGAUACCGUUCGGCAGUGGUGCUCGAACUUGCCUCGGAUUGAAUCUUGCUAUAAUCGAGCUCAAGGCCGCCCUCGCCGCAGUGUUUCGCCAUUAUAACGUUGAACUGGAUCCGAACACGGAUCCAGAUGGAAUGUCUCCGAUAUUCGCUGCUGUAAUACGUCCGAAGGCAGAAAAGUGCAAUCUCGUCUUCACGAAGAAUCGUCAGCCGACUGCUUAA
Molecule: messenger RNA, 1494 nt
Organism: Diaporthe amygdali
Lineage: Eukaryota; Fungi; Ascomycota; Sordariomycetes; Diaporthales; Diaporthaceae
Exons: 4
Coding region: 1-1494 (497 amino acids)
Molecular function (GO): monooxygenase activity; iron ion binding; oxidoreductase activity, acting on paired donors, with incorporation or reduction of molecular oxygen
Source: RefSeq, a predicted model, not a curated record